Ictidomys tridecemlineatus (thirteen-lined ground squirrel) is the source of this 6590-nucleotide messenger RNA. RefSeq names its product CREB regulated transcription coactivator 1 (gene Crtc1). Gene Ontology annotation, biological process: positive regulation of transcription by RNA polymerase II; protein homotetramerization. The record is from RefSeq and is a predicted model, not a curated record. NCBI's taxonomy places the organism in Eukaryota, Metazoa, Chordata, Mammalia, Rodentia, Sciuridae. Gene Ontology annotation, molecular function: cAMP response element binding protein binding. Gene Ontology annotation, cellular component: nucleus; cytoplasm.
GGAGGAGGAGGAGGAGGAGGCGGCGGCGAGAAGAUGGCGACUUCGAACAAUCCGCGGAAAUUCAGCGAGAAGAUCGCCUUGCACAAUCAGAAGCAGGCGGAGGAGACAGCGGCCUUCGAGGAGGUCAUGAAGGACCUGAGCCUGACGCGCGCCGCGCGGCUUCAGCUUCAGAAGUCCCAGUUCCUGCAAUUGGGCCCGAGCCGUGGCCAGUACUACGGAGGCUCCCUGCCCAACGUGAACCAGAUCGGGAGUGGCACCAUGGACCUGUCCUUCCAGCCCAGCGGAUUUCUGGGGGAGGCCCUGGCAGCGGCUCCUGUCUCUCUGACACCCUUCCAGUCCUCAGGCCUGGACACCAGCCGGACCACCCGACAUCAUGGGCUAGUGGACCGAGUGUAUCGAGAACGUGGCCGGCUUGGCUCCCCGCACCGCCGGCCCCUGUCAGUGGACAAACAUGGACGGCAGGCCGACAGCUGUCCAUACGGCUCUGUGUAUCUGUCACCACCCGCGGACACCAGCUGGAGGAGGACCAAUUCAGACUCCGCCCUUCACCAGAGCACAAUGACACCCACCCAGUCAGAAUCCUUUACGGGUGGAUCUCAGGAUGCACACCAGAAAAGAGUCUUACUGUUAACAGUCCCAGGAAUGGAGGAGACCACGACCGAAGCAGAUAAAAACCUUCCCAAGCAAGCGUGGGACACCAAGAAGACGGGGUCCAGGCCCAAGUCCUGUGAGGUCCCCGGAAUCAACAUCUUCCCAUCCGCCGACCAGGAAAACACUACAGCCCUGAUCCCCGCCACCCACAACACGGGGGGCUCCCUACCUGACCUGACCAACAUCCACUUCCCCUCCCCCCUCCCGACCCCUCUGGACCCCGAGGAGCCCACCUUCCCCGCGCUGAGCAGCUCCAGCAGCACUGGCAACCUCGCCGCCAACCUGACGCACCUGGGCAUCGGCGGCGCCGGCCAGGGGAUGAGCACGCCUGGCUCCUCUCCGCAGCACCGACCUGCUGGUGUCAGCCCGCUGUCCCUGAGCACAGAAGCAAGGAGGCAGCAGGCCCAGCAGGUGUCGCCCACCUUGUCCCCACUGUCACCCAUCACUCAGGCCGUGGCCAUGGACGCCCUGUCUCUGGAGCAGCAGCUGCCCUACGCCUUCUUCACCCAGGCUGGCUCCCAACAGCCGCCCCCGCCGCAGCCCCAGCCCCCGCCACCUCCACCGCCGGCGUCCCAACAGCAGCCGCCCCCGCCGCCGCCUCAGGUGCCCGUUGGCCUACCCCCGGGAGGCCCUCUGAUGCCAAGCGCCAGCCUGACGCGGGGGCCACAGCUGCCCCCGCUCGCGGUCACGGUACCGUCCUCUCUCCCCCAGUCCCCCCCAGAGACCCCGGGCCAGCCAUCGAUGGGGAUUGACAUCGCCUCGGCGCCGGCUCUGCAGCAGUACCGCACUAGCGCGGGCUCCCCGGCCAACCAGUCUCCCACCUCGCCUGUCUCCAAUCAAGGCUUCUCCCCCGGGAGCUCCCCGCAACACUCGUCCGCCUUGGGCAGCGUGUUUGGGGACUCAUACUAUGAGCAGCAGAUGGCAGCCAGGCAGGCCAAUGCUCUGUCCCGCCAGCUGGAGCAGUUCAACAUGAUGGAGAACGCCAUCAGCUCCAGCAGCCUCUACGGCUCCGGCUCCACACUCAACUACUCGCAGGCGGCCAUGAUGGGCCUCACGAGCAGCCACGGGAGCCUGCAGGACACGCAGCAGCUGGGCUACUCCAGCCACAGCGGCAUCCCCAACAUCAUCCUCACAGUGACAGGAGAGUCCCCUCCUAGCCUCUCUAAAGAACUGACCAGCACUCUGGCCGGGGUCAGCGAUGUCAGCUUCGACGCUGACAACCAGUUCCCCCUGGAUGAACUCAAGAUCGACCCCCUGACCCUCGACGGACUGCACAUGCUCAACGACCCUGACAUGGUCCUCGCUGACCCGGCCACUGAGGACACCUUCCGGAUGGACCGUCUGUGAGCGGCCAUGCCUGGCACAGUGCCGCCGGUCCGUGGUCUCCGACGGCGUCCCUCCAAGCCUGGGGGCGGCCACACUCCGUCCCUCGCAAACGGCCGAGCUUGUGAUUCUGAGCUUGCAAUGCCGCCCGGCGCCCCCACCAGCCCGCCCCCCCGGUUGUUCACCUCCCGCUGAAGCCCGGCGAGGCCCCGAGCUGGGCCCUCCGUCCGUCCGUCCGCCUAGGGCCAGGCUGGGGUCAGAGGCUGUGAGUCCUCACUCCCGCAGACCCUCCCUGCGCUCGCUCCUCUCCUACCCCGGGGCCGGGCACGAGCCCCCCACAGGAUGCUGAGAGUGGGGUGUCAGGAGGCUUGGGGUGGGUGUCUGGGCCGAGGUGCACUUUCCGACUGUUGAUGAGCUCUCACUGCCUUCCUUCAUCCCGUCCCCGCCACCGCCAUCCCCAGCCCUCGAUCAGGUAGACAGCGGCCCCACCUGCCAAGGCAGAAGGUGCCAGAGGAGGGACAGGCAGAGUGAAAUAAACACUAUUUUGAUGGCCGUCUUCUAUUUUCUGAGCACACUCAAAAGCACUAGGCGCUGUCCCGGGCGAACGUUAGAUGUGACCCAGCAUGCGGAGCGGCCGGCGCCCCCUCGCCCUCCCACCCCUUCAGCCCAGCCAGGGCCUUCUGUCCCGAGAUGCCCAGACAGACUGAAGCAGACCGCAGCUGCCCCGGGCAGGGAUGACCUGGGUCUUUAUCUCCCCCUCCCUGUCCUGUGGUCACGUUAGAGGUCCGUACUGUUACUAAGGCGUGGGGGGUCGGGUGGGUAGGUGGCCAGGGAAUCUCUGUCGUGAUUUUUUUUUCUUCUUUGGUUUGUAUUUACAUUUGGUUGUAGAUGAGUAGCUGAAUCUUUCCAGCCAACACUUGCCUGAGAGCAUGAUUUUAUAAUCCCAGAAUCCUGUGUUCCCCAUUUUUAAGCUAACUGGAAACGUGGGCUGAUAAACCCAGGAGCGGUGGCCGCCCGCAGGCCCAAGCCCGAGCCUCGGACUUUCUUAGUUUUUCGGCCACCAAGAGGCCACCUAAGGCCCCGCCUGUCAGAAGCUCGUGAUGGCUAAAGAGGCCGCUGUUGGUGCAUGAAGCAGACUUUGGGGACGUAGCCCAUUUUAUGGGAGGGUCUCUGCAAGACCUGACUCCGCCUGCUGCUCCCCAGUGUGUCCCCAAGCCUCACCUUGAAGACCCCAUGACUGGGGCCUCUGCGCCAAGGGCAUCAGGACCAGUGGGAAAGAGUGGACCCUUGAGAGCCAGGGCAGAGCUGGCCUUUCGUCUUCUGCACCCUGCCCUCUCUGGCUCCCGGUCCAGGCCUCUGAUGGGCCUUGUGUCCCAGCCACCAGUUUUUGGUGCCUCAGCCAGGACCGAGGGACUUGGAGGCAAAGGGCAGCGUGUGUCUUAGUGGCAGGUUUCCAGGUGCUUUGAGAAGUGCCUCUGGAGGCCAAGGUUGCAGUGGGGCACCCGGAGUGGCCUCAGACACUGCCACCACAGGCCCUGUGACAGGCAGUGGCACAGCUGUUUUCUGUCUCCCGCUCUGGGAUGUGACACUGUUGGGUUUUUCCUCUGGGUUGCACCUUGACGCCCUCGCCUGCGCCUCUGCCCACCAGGCUGGCACCUUCUGCUGGGUGCGUUUCUUUGUGGUGUCACAGCUGCCACCUCCGCCAGGUCACAGGAGCCCUCAUUCUGUCCUCCGGAGCUGCAUUUGAUACUAGCACCGUUCCUCCCUCUCCUUCCCAGUGACACUGUUAGCACAUGGCCAAGCAGCCAGGUGGCAACUGUCCUCCUGGGUCACUGUGCACCUGCUGCUGUCCAUCACUCUGGGCUUGAGCACAGCAUUAGACAGUGCCCAGGUCACAGCCCAUUCUGCUGCUGGGAUGGGAGCCGGAAGCAAAAAAAAGUGGGGACAUUUUUUUUUUUUAAGAAAAACUCUGUACACGGGAGGCUUUGGUUACAUUAGACUUGUAUGUAGAACUUUAAAAAAUGGCCUUAAUAAAAUCCCACACAACCUGCCUGGGCACAGUUUUCAAAUAAGGCGUUGGGGACCUCACAAAGGAGCCUCAUGGGCCGCCACUAACUGUCCAUUGAGCCACUGGCCAAUGCCACCGCCAGUGCUCUUUCAGGCUCUUGGUGCAGAAGGCGAGAGAGGAGGGACAGUGCCCUCUGAGCAUCCCAGGUUUGUGGCCCGUCAGCCAGGACCACAGGUGACAUUGUAUUAACGCAGUGGCCUUGGCUCAUCGCCAAAUUCUUUUUCCAGUGGGAAUGAGGUGAUCAAGGUCAGGGCUUCCUGGGAAGAUGCUGGGCCUUGUUCGUUCUCGGGGCCAGCUGGGAGCCAGCAGCCAGGCGUCCGUGUUCUGGAAACGCUCACCCCCUCUGCACCUGGGCAGGCCACCUGGGCUCUGUAACGGGAUUUUGUGGGGGUCUUUUUUUAGAUGUCACUUCUCUACUAAAUAUUCCUGAAUUGCCAAGACUUUCUAAAACAAGACAGUUUAAGGGAACCAGCCCUGUGCUUUGUGACGUGAAAAUACUGUGAUUUAGACGCGCUGCACCAGGAGGGCCAGGCCAGGGGCCCCUGCAGCAUGUAUAUAGCCCCGCCGCUCGUGUCCUCGUUUGGGACAGGCUUGGAUACUCGGCCCUUGCCAGGUCAGAGGCAGGGCCAGGCCAGCCGUUCCCCCAGCCCUACCCAGGUACUCCCGGCUUUGGCCAGGCCCCUCCGCUUUGCAGACCCUCCCCCAGGGCAGAAGCAAGACAGGGGGCUUCUGAGAACACCACGUCCCCACCGCCUCUUCUACCCCCGCCCUCUGGGUCCGGGGGGGGGUGCAUUUGCUCCCCCACAAGGCUCAGAGCCAGAGCCUCCAGGUCAGCCCCUUUGUGCUCCGGGCGUUUUGCUCCACAGGGCCCCACCUGGGACACUCCUCUCUGGUGCCACCUUCUUGUGGCUCUUCAGUGCUAUGGAGGAAGAUUCUGACAUGGUGUGAUUUCUCCAGGUGGCCCAGCUCUCUGGAGGACACAGCAGGGUCCCCUACAGAGGCCCGUGUUUCAAGGUGGGGCAUGGAAUGGAGGCCAGUGGCCUUUGAUGGACAUGGGACAUCACAGCCAGGGCUGCUGGCCAGCAGCUGCCUAUAGCCGCUCGGGGGCACAGCCCAGGGAGGGAUAGGCAGGGCCAGACAGCUGGGCAGCCACCCAGUGUCAAUGCCUGUCCCUAGAGGGGGCUCAGGGACCCCCAGCCCUCCUGUCUUGGUGGGUCCUCAGCUGGUCCAACCAAACACUCUUCCAAAUCCCCACCUGAUCUGGCUCCCGGUUUUCUGUAUUUCCAAAGAAGGCCUCGAGCGCCUGGUGAGCUGGGCGUGGUGAGGCCAGGUGGUCCUGGGCCUCCUCGCCCUCCAGUGGUUCCUGGUGCAGCUGGUGGCCAGAGGUCACAGGGUCCUCAGUGGGGGGGUGGGAUGAGGGGCCCUCAGCACCAGGGGCCCCAAUGCCAACGAUAGAAAGUACCCUUGAGCCUGGUGCAUUGUCGCCCUGCAGGUGACACUCCAGGUGAGGGGACCAUGGCUCCUGGAGCCCUCCCCACAUGGCCUGGAGAGCUUGGGGAAGACUCAAUCCUUUACAACCCCCCGAGGAUGCUUGGGGUGCGGAGGCAGCAGGGUCCCUUUAAGCCGCAUUCUCCUUGGCCCCUGAGUCCCCAUUUCCUACAGGGGUCUUCUGGCAUUUGACUUGGUGUCCCUGGGACAUCCCCCUCAGGUGUGCCCAGUCAACUUGGCCUGAGCCAACCGUGUCCUUGGGUUCUUUCCAAGGAGUUCUGGCCAGCCAGGGCUCGGGUACCACUCAGAGCCCUCCGUGUGGUAUGAGUGUCCCUUCUACCUUUGUCACCCAGGGACAGGAGGUGGGUGACCUGCAUCCCAGGCCUGGGUGCGAGGCUACUCCCAAGGGCAUGGGGUCAGGAGUGAGCCCCAUGGGGCCUGAGCCUCAGUUUCCCUCCUGUCACUUUUUAAACCUGAAGGUCUCAGGGCCCCCGGCUCCCUGGCCAGGGUCGGGGGCAGAGGCUGGCCUUGGGAUGGUGCUGGUUCCAGAUGGCUCCAUCCACCUUUCUCCGCGUGGCUCAUGUUAGGGGUGGGGGUGGUCUCACAGGGUUCUGGGUCUGGGAUCAAUCCAUGUUCGGCCUUGCUCAGCCCAGCUGGUCAAGCACUUCUGACCUCCUGCCCACUGGGGACAUGGGGACAUAGCCAUGGCCUCGCACCACACCCCGGAGACUGGGCUUUGGCAGCCCAGAUCCACAGGCCCUGCCUUGCCCCCACUAGGAACUGCCCCCCAGGGGCUGGGCAGCCCCAUUGAUAUAUGCAAACCUGCUGGUCCAAGCCCCGCCCUGCCCGUGCCCCUCUGUGCCCAGGCUGGCUCUGUCCCCCAGCAUGUACACUCCACUGCGGAUGUCCUGUGGGCCUGCGCGGGCGCUGUGGCAGGCAGGCAGGGCGGGCGCUUAGGGCACUCUUGGCUGCCCCUGCCCGCCCUCCGGCGCGGACGCUUUUGUCUUUGUACCUUUGCAUCCUUUGUAAUGAAAUGGAAUAAAAAUCCAAUGUUUUCGUC